Molecule: messenger RNA, 719 nt
Organism: Cyprinus carpio (common carp)
Lineage: Eukaryota; Metazoa; Chordata; Actinopteri; Cypriniformes; Cyprinidae
Product: thyroid adenoma-associated protein homolog
Exons: 6
Coding region: 24-719 (231 amino acids)
Source: RefSeq, a predicted model, not a curated record
UUGACGCGUCACACGUGUAUGUUAUGUUGCUGUGGAAAUACUCAUUUCUACUUGCAGCAUUGGACUUUUUCCACCGCUUCCUGCUUUGUUACAACGGUGUGGAGUUUUGUCUCAGAUCAAGUCAUGGUUGUAAAGAAGCAUUGGAUGAUGUCAAGCUGAAGGGCCUGACAGUGCACUUGGUAGUGGUCCAGAUUGGCUGUCUCUCCUCUACAAGCACAGAUCACUGCUCACACUUAAGAGAUAGCAUCACUUCCUGUCUGGAUGGCUUUAAAAUCGGUUCUGGUUCUGCUCUUGGAGAGUCAGUGAGCUUCUCUCAUGCUCAAGCCGUGCUGUACUGUCUUGCAAGCAACUUUCUUGAAGUCAAACAGCUCGCCUGCAACCUCUUACAAAAACUGCCCCCCGCAGCAGUGCGACUCCAGGAGCCGGAGAGGCUGCAGUCUUUGCUGCAGGUUGCUCUGGACCCCAGCACCAAACCCUUUGACAGCGUCACUGCUACGCAUCUUCUCAACCUGAUGCUGCACCAGCCGGGUCUGCGGGAUGCAUUGAUCAGCUGCAUCCAGAAGCAGCACAUCCCUGUCCAGCCACCAGCACUGAUCCAGUCCCAGGCGUCUGAGGCUUCCGGUCUGGAGCAGAACACCCUGGCAGUGGUGCAGUGGCUGAUGGUGUGUCUGAAGGAAGAAAAUAUAAACAAUCUUUUAUAUCUUGGUAAAAAGAUAUAA